GAUUUGACUUUUAAAUUAUACAGAUGCAAUGCCCACGAAGACGAAAGUCUGUAAAACUUUGAAUGAAUUAUAUAUACAUUAACAAUAUGUCAGAUGUUACUAAAGUAAAAUAAAAAUGUCUGGAGUUCCUGUUUAUCUGAAAGGACGUGGUAGAGGCAGAGGUCGAGGAAAUGUAGAACAAAACAAAGCUAAAUGGACAAAUGGCAGUGGCUCUGAAAACAAUGUCAAAGACAAUGGAUGGAAAAAUGGUGUUACCAGCAAACAAUCAAAACAAGAAAUAUCACGGAAUAGUAUCAAUGAUAAACUCAGUGUAGAUGAAGCUCAGAAGAAAUUUGAAGCUGUGAGUAGUCAGCAUCAACAGGCCAUACAGAAUGUUUUGGAAGAAUCUCAGUUCUCUGACGAAGAAGAAGGAGAUAUUGGUGACAAUGUAUUAUCAACUGUCUUCAAGUCAUAUUCAGAUACUAUAGACCAUGGCGAGGAUGAAGAGAAGGCCAGAGAAGAUAUGAUGUACUCCUUUAGAUCAGGAACAGCUGCUUGUCUUGUGUGUAUAGAGAAUAUCAAGAGAGAAGAGGCAAUAUGGAGUUGUAAAGUGUGCUAUGCUAUGUUUCAUAUACCCUGUAUACAGAAAUGGGUAAAAGAAGGAGUUUACCAGCAAGUGUACAAAUCAGAUGAGAAUAUAGAUGCAAAAUCUGUACCGUGGCAUUGUCCAAAGUGCAGGACAGAAUUCUCACAGAUUGAGUGUCCAACCAGAUACUCAUGUUUUUGUGAAAAGGUUAUAGAACCAAAGUUUGAUCCAUGGCUAGUACCACAUUCUUGUGGCCAGACUUGUGGCAAAAAUUUAAAACCAGAGUGUGGCCACACAUGCUUACUUCUUUGUCAUCCAGGUCCAUGCCCACCCUGUCCAAAGACAGUUCGUGUGACGUGUUAUUGUCAGAAACAGUCUCCUCAGAUCAAACGAUGUAGCGCCAGGACUUGGUCGUGUGGUCAGCCAUGUGGUUAUCAGCUUACCUGUGGUCAACAUAGAUGUCAGGACCCUUGUCAUGCAGGGGGCUGUCCACCCUGUACAAAGACAAGUAAACAGAAAUGUAUGUGUUCAAAAUCAAUGGCUGUGAGAGAAUGUGCCACUCCCCGGUGGCAAUGUGAUGAGCCCUGUGGAAAGAGACUUGCAUGUGGUAACCAUGUUUGUGAAAAAGUUUGUCAUGGUGGAAAUUGUGGACCUUGUCCAAGAUCUGGACUGAGAAAAUGUCCUUGUGGGAAAACAGAGGAUUCACUGCCUUGCACUGAGGACAUUCCAACAUGUGGUGAUACCUGUGGUAAAAUGUUGGAUUGUGGGAUACAUACUUGUCCAGAGAGAUGUCAUACUGGAUCAUGUGGCAAGUGCUUAAAUGUUGCGACAAAGACUUGUUUAUGUGGACAAAGGAAAAAAGAACUACCAUGUUAUAAAGAUUAUCAUUGUGAGACAAAAUGUACCAGAAUGAGGGAUUGUGGAAAGCAUCAGUGUCGGAGAAAGUGUUGUGAUGGGAAUUGUUCUCCUUGUGAACAGACGUGUAACAAACCGCUGGGUUGUAAAACACAUAAAUGUGCAAGCCGUUGUCAUCCUGGUCGUUGCUACCCAUGUUCGAACACAGUAGAGAUAACAUGCAAUUGUAAAAUGGCGAGGAUAACAGUUCCGUGUGGAAGAGAAAAGAUCACCAAACCUCCGAGAUGUCACCAAAAGUGUAGGAGACCGCCAUUAUGCCACCAUCCUGCCACAAUACCACAUUCUUGCCACUUUGGAGAAUGCCCGCCUUGUAGACUUCCAUGUUUAAAGCAGUUGUCUCUGUGUGGUCACUCUUGUCCUUUGAUGUGCCACUCAGCAGUCAAGGUCAAGAUUAAAGAAAAUCUAAAUGUUGCUGGACCUUGGGAAGGAAGACCAACAAUUAGAGAGGAAAUUCAAGAUAAACCUUGUCCUCCUUGUAGAGUACCUAUACCUAUACAAUGUUUAGGAUUACAUGAGACAGGUAACUUUGCAUGUUCUGAUGUUAGACCCUACAGCUGUGGUAGGCCAUGUGACCGUCUGCUGGCAUGUGGUAAUCAUACAUGUCAACUACUCUGUCACCAAGUUACUGGAGCAAAAGAAAAUGGAAAGGCGGGUGACAAUUGCAGUCCAUGUGAUGAGGGAUGUGACAAGCCCCGCCCAGAGGGGUGUACCCACAAAUGUCCACUACUCAAAUGUCAUCCAGGAGAUUGUUCCCCUUGUACACAGAUGAUCCGCAUGAGGUGUCAUUGUCAGAUAAUGGUACAACAUUUAGAUUGCAAUAAAUUGACAAAUUCCGAUGAGCAUACUAAAAAUACCCUGAGGUCAUGUGGAGGUCAAUGUCCGAAAAAGCUGUCAUGUGGCCAUGUUUGUAGUUCUAACUGUCAUGCUGGUCCUUGUCCUAUGGAAAAGAAAUGUAUCAAGAAGACCACACGGAAAUGUGCAUGUAAACGUAUUAAAAAGGAAGUGGUUUGUAAAGAUGUGACAAGCAAAGUGCUAGAUUGUGAUGAGAAAUGCAAGGAAGAACAGGAGAAAAAGAAAGAGGAAGAAGAAGAAAAAAAGAGAUUACUCAACGAAGAAGAAAUUAAACAGCAACAAGCCAAAGUUGAAGAAUUUGAGAAGAGGAUGGGAAAAGGAAGAAAAAGAAGAAAGAAGUAUGAUGAAGAGGAAGAAGAGAAAUUAACUUUUAUACAGCAACACAAAAAACUUUUAAUAAUGUCUCUUACUGUGGCUGUGUUAGCAAUAUUUGCUUAUAGUUUAUUGUUACAGUAAUUUGUUUGUUAUAGGAAUUUCAAAGUAAUGGAAUUUGGUAAGGUUUCUACAGUCUAUGGUUUAUUAAGUUUUUAAUAUUUAUUUGUCUUCUUUGUUUGUGUCAUUGGGUUGCUGUCUGAUUAAUGUACUGUGGAUUCACUAUUAUUCAUGGGAUACCAAAUUUCAUGGAUUUUGCAGAAACAGGUGAACCACGAAUUUAAAUGUUUAACGAAUUACAAAUUUUCUAUAAGCUUGUAUAAGGGUGUGGAUGGGAGUUUACAGAAUAGAGAAUAAUGGGUGAAAAAUAAAAGGAAUACAGAAUAAUGAGGUGCUGAAAUAUAAAGAAAAAGAAAAAAAUGGGCCAAAAUAUACAGAAUAGAGAAAAAUGCCUUAGCAAAUUAAAGAAUACAGAAAAGGAGGACUUUUGCAAAACAAUGAAAUCAAUUAUCCACAGAAUUGCAAGUUUUCCUGAAUCCACAUAAAUUGGUACACAUGAAAAUUAAUGAAUCCACAGUAUACCCCUCAUCUCCUUCUUUUCAUUUCAAUGGUAGAAACAAUUAAAGGUAAACAAAUUCCCAUCUUAUUUAUCUGAAUAUUUAUCCAGAACAAAACAAUUGUGGAUGUAUGUUUGCAAGGUGGAUGGUCAAAUCAGUUUUACCAUUGUUUACUAUCUAAAAUUGCAAUUAUUGUCAUUUGUGUGGUCAAUCAUGGAAUAAAUAUUAAAAGAAUGACUGAAAAACCUGUCUGAUGAGUUUCUGUCAAUAUAGCUAAUGAAAAUUUUACAGACUCAACUCUAAAACAAGCAAACUUAAAUUUUGUGAAAAAAUAUACACUUGAAUGGUGCAGGUAUAACUUGCUAACACUGUAAACUAAAAUGCAUUUGGCCCUUUGUAGCUUGCUGUUUGGUGUGAGCCAAGGCUCCGUGUCGAAGGCUGUACUUUCACCUAUAAUUGUUUACUUUUAAACAUUGUGACUUGGAUGGAGAGAGGUCUCAUUGGCAUUCAUACCACAUCUUCUUAUAUCUAUUAUCUGUAUGCAGUAUUUCUAAAAUUACAAUUAUCAUAUUUUGUCCAUUAUUCAACAAUUGCAAUAAUAUGUAAGCAAAGAUCAGCCAAAAAUUCUCAAUUUACAGAAUUGUUUUUCAACUAACGAAAAGCAAUUGACAUUAUAUGAAUCUACACAAGAAUGAGAUUUUACGGUGCUUUUGUGUGAUGUCUUUCAAUAUUUAUUGUACAUGUAUAUAUUUAUAAUUUUGAUAUUACCUCUAACAGAAUGAUGAUGUAUUUGCAAUGAUAAAUAACUUUCCUUGACAAUGUUGUAAUGUAGUAUGUACCAAUAGAUUACUUAUCAUGCUUCAGUGUAUCAUGUAUCACUGAUUUUAGUUUAUUUCUAAAUAAUAUCUUGUUUACUCUGUUAAAUGGUACGUUUUUGUCAGUGGAUUUUUUUCUUCAAGAUUUUGACAUCUUUUUCUGUGCACAAAAUUGAUCUUUAAGGAAAAUCAGUGUUUAGGACAAAAACAGGUAAAAAGAAAACAAGUUUACUAUAAAAAGUGAAAUAACAAAAAUUAUACACAUAUUUACAGAACAGAUGUCAAUGAUUCUAGUGUUUUAAAAGUUAAUAGUAUUAUGAGUUUUAGAAUUCUCUACCCAAAAAAAAAAUCACAAUUACUGGACACUCCUACAUUCACAGGAACUUCUUUCCUUCUCUGUGCAUGUACUGUAUACAUCAGAAUGGGAUUGUUUAUGACUAUGUGUGUAAGUUUCUGUUAUGAUUAUUUAUUUAUGGAUUAAGUAAUUUAAGAAUUGAAUGCAUAUAAUUGGUUUUUAUUUUCCUCGUAAAUUUCAAUUUGACAUUCUAAAAUGUGUCACAGCAAUGUUGUAUAUAUAUACUUACAUUGUGGGAAUAAAGCAUGAAUCCAUCCAUACUAGUAAUUCCUGAUCAAUAAUCUUUAAUUGGAUAUAUUCCACAAAUUUCAGUAAUAAUAAUAAAUUAAUUACUGUACGAAGUAAAAUUUCUCCCAUUCAUUGGGGAAUUUACAAAAACAUUGUUUAAAGUAAUUGAAUGGUCCUUACAAAACUUCAAAUGGCCUUGGACCUUUGAUAAAAAACGUGUUUUUUUUACCUUUUACUGAAGAGACAUUAACAAAUGACUUUUGACGACUAAAUUUAGAAAAGUCUCACAUUUUUUCUCGAAUAUGGUAUUUCUUAGACAAGCAUAAUCCUUCUGAUAAUAUUCUUCACUAGGAAAACCAAAGAAAAUAAAAAUCUUAAUUAUCGAAAUACCUGUAAGAUAGCAUUCAUUCAAAGCUCUCUACAUAUUGUUCUAGCUGUAAAUUUUUAUUUAAUGAAUUAUUUAUUGAGUAAUGAAUGUUUUUGAAAGAAUAAAGUUUAUGUUUCUGUG
This is a messenger RNA of Mytilus californianus (California mussel), 5167 nucleotides long. Its product is annotated as NF-X1-type zinc finger protein NFXL1-like. The transcript is spliced from 19 exons. Bases 116 to 2788 code for a protein of 890 amino acids. Gene Ontology annotation, cellular component: nucleus. Gene Ontology annotation, molecular function: DNA-binding transcription factor activity, RNA polymerase II-specific; zinc ion binding; RNA polymerase II transcription regulatory region sequence-specific DNA binding. The record is from RefSeq and is a predicted model, not a curated record. Lineage: Eukaryota; Metazoa; Mollusca; Bivalvia; Mytilida; Mytilidae. Gene Ontology annotation, biological process: regulation of DNA-templated transcription.